Molecule: messenger RNA, 433 nt
Organism: Haliotis rubra (blacklip abalone)
Lineage: Eukaryota; Metazoa; Mollusca; Gastropoda; Lepetellida; Haliotidae
Product: acid-sensing ion channel 1A-like
Exons: 2
Coding region: 78-359 (93 amino acids)
Biological process (GO): sodium ion transmembrane transport
Cellular component (GO): membrane
Molecular function (GO): ligand-gated sodium channel activity
Source: RefSeq, a predicted model, not a curated record
AAGGUUGACGUCGAUCCUAUGUCUAUUACCGCCAUGGUCGUGGGUUUUCAAAAUGUCAGCGGAGUUAAUCACAGUAAAUGUGCUAUAGAUGUAUAACUAUUUGCCGAUGUGUGUUAUUCAGAGACAACCAUCUGGAGCUGAAAGUGUUUUACGACCAGAUGAUGGUGACAUCCAUCACACAACAACCUCAAUAUACCGCGGCUUCUCUGUUUUCCAAUGUCGGGGGUCAGAUGGGAUUGUGUCUCGGAGCCAGCAUCCUGACAGUCGCAGAGAUCGCGGAGCUCCUGGUGUUCAUCAUCAUCUUCCUCUUCGACAAAUGUAGAGGAAGAAAAGCUCGUAACAGAAUCAGCAACUGGUAGACAAUGCAUUUUCCCUCACAUGCCGUUCAGAAUACAGCUAUCAUGAGGAUAUACAUUUCUACAAUGUCUCUACA